Molecule: messenger RNA, 1530 nt
Organism: Cladophialophora psammophila CBS 110553
Lineage: Eukaryota; Fungi; Ascomycota; Eurotiomycetes; Chaetothyriales; Herpotrichiellaceae
Exons: 4
Coding region: 1-1530 (509 amino acids)
Biological process (GO): carbohydrate transport; transmembrane transport
Cellular component (GO): membrane
Molecular function (GO): carbohydrate:proton symporter activity
Source: RefSeq, a predicted model, not a curated record
AUGACCAAGGCCGAAACGUUAUCCGAAACCGUGGAACACGGCCCUGGUUUGGUGGCCAGGGAGAAGCUCUACCUCUACAACUAUUUCAUCGUCGCCAUAAUCGCUAUCGGCGCGACCGCCUCGGGUAUGAUGACGGGCAUCAUGAGCACCGCCCUGGGCCAGCCAACAUUCCUCGAGUAUUUCCACUUUAACACGGCCUCCUCGCAUGACACGGCUCUUAUCGGCGCAAUCAAUGGCGUAUAUUUCGGCGGAGCCUUUUUUGGGUCCUUUAAUGCCAGCUAUGUCGCGGACCGUUGGGGACGGAAAACAGCUCUCAUGGUUACUGCUUUUGUGGCGACCGUAGGCUCCGGGUUAAUUGCAGGCAGCGUGCACAUUGCAAUGCUGCUUGUAUUCAGAACCAUCGCAGGUUGGACCUCAGGGGCCUACAUCACCAUUUGUUGUCUCAGCUUGUCCGAGCUGGCACCGCCACACCACCGAGGACUUAUGGUCGCCUUGGUCGGAAUUCUUAACUGUCUUGGCUAUGUUAUAUCGAAUUGGCUCGGCGUGGCUUUCUACUUUGUUCCGGCCGGCGGAGUCCAGUGGCGAAUCCCUUUUGCGUUGUGCUGCGUUCCUUCCCUGGUUGUCUUUGGUUCUGUUUCCUUCGUACCCGAGUCACCGCGAUGGCUCGUGAUGAAAGACCGACACUUGGAUGCCGCGGCCGUUCUAAACAAGCUUCACUGCAGGGUUGGCGACGAGCAGUCGCAAGACUUCGUGAGGCUUGAACUACAGCAGAUGAAACGCCAAAUAGAGUUCGAGCGCAACAACGAGAUCUCCUGGUGGCAAAUGCUUACGGCGAAGCAUUACCGGCGGAGACUCGUACUAUGCAUCAUGACUAUGUUGAUGGCUCAGUCCGCUGGCAAUGUUGUCAUCGUGGUCUAUGGCCCCGUCAUCUACGAAUCCCUUGGGUUCGGACCGGUCGCUCAGCUUUGUUUGACUGCAGGGUAUGCGACGUCGGGCAUGGUAGAUAAUUUCAUCGGAUCGUUCUUCAUCGACAGGAUCGGCAGAGUGAGAAUGAUGAUUAUCGGGAUCGUUGCGCAGCUCGUCUUGCUCGCGAUUGCCACAGGUUUGAUUGCCGCAUAUGCCGGCACUACCAAUUUUCCGGCACAGCGCGCUGUCGUCGCAAUCUUUUGGCUUUUCAUGUUAAGUUAUGGUGCCCUGGUUGAAGGGGCUGCCUUUACCUACAUCAGCGAGAUAUGGCCAGCUCACCUUCGGGCCAGAGGAUCUGCAAUCGGAAUUGCCACACUUUAUCUAAUCGACAUGGUCUACGUCGAGGCCUCCCUUUACGCGUUUUCGACGAUUGGAUGGAAAUUCUAUCUCACAUUCCUGGCUUGUGGAACCGUCUUCCUCUUUAUUUUCAUUCUUCUGGCAAAGGAGACCAAGGGAAAGCCCCUUGAGGAGAUAGGAAAGCUGUUUGGCGAUGACCUGAUUGUCAAGACCCAAGACGAAAUGAUCAAGGCCGAGAAGGAAGUCUUCGGAUGCGAAAAUUUGUAA